AUGAGAUUAGUGGGCAGCAAAGAAGAUGAACAGAUCUGGCGAAGUAAAGUACCAACACUGGGUCCGUUCUGCCUGUUGCUGUGGGAUGAUCCAUUGAACACAAGAUUGAAAGUAAACAUCGAACUCUACCGUGGCGCCAAUCUAACACCGGAGCAGAUCACGAAUUAUGAAGAAAUGACCAAGAAACAGGGUGAAUAUGGCUCUUUUCAAGGCUUUUCGUCUUGCAGUCGCAGUCGUGCGAAAGCACAAGCCUUUGGUAAUGCAUUGCUUAUCAUGCAAGUGCAGAUGGCUUUCAUCGCCGAUUUAACUCCAUUCUCUGAGUAUCCUGAUGAAGAAGAAGAGCUCGUCACACCAGGCGUUUGCUUUCGUGUGCUUCGCGUGGACUUCGAUCGCAAGAAUAAACAACAUCUGAUAUAUCUGGAACUUCGACAACGCUGGUCUAAUGCAGACCAAUCUCAUCUACAAAACAACUCAACGUCAAAUCGAACUAAGGAUGCCUAUGAUGCUGCUGCUGAUGAUGAUGAUGAUCUUGCUGCUCGUGAUGAGGAUCUUGAUGAUGAUCUUGAUGAUCUUGAUUAUCUUCGUGAUCUUCGUAGUACUCGUGCUCGUACUCGUGAUGCUCUUGGUGGUCUUCGUCGUCGUCAUGAUCGUCUUGCUGCUCUUCGUGAUCUUCGUGAUGCUGCUCUUGCUGAUCUUGCUGAUGCUGCUGAUCGUCGUCUUCUUAAUGAUGCUGGUCUUGAUGAUCGUCUUGAUCGUCUUGCUGCUGAAUAUGAUCGCGACGGUCGGUGUAUCAAAAAUAACUAA
Molecule: messenger RNA, 804 nt
Organism: Adineta steineri
Lineage: Eukaryota; Metazoa; Rotifera; Eurotatoria; Adinetida; Adinetidae
Source: the annotation of a GenBank genome assembly